CCCAGCCGCACCCACCACCACCUCCUCCACCCUCCCCACCCUGGUCCCGUACCCGGCUGUCAGGCUGCCUUGGCCAGCAGCCUCCAUCCCCACCACCAUCCCCACCGCCCCUCCAGCUCCCCACCCCCGACAACAACCCUGAACCGCCUGCCCCUUGCCAAGCUGUCUCAGGCUGCGGGGACGGCCCGUCCCCAGCCCACCAGCCAGCCCCAGACCCCCCAUUCUCCCCAGCCCCAGCCGGCCGCCCCACACCCUCACCCUCGGCCCGUUCGCCCCCCUCGGCCGUCCCUGGAGAACCGGGGGCCCCGGUCCGUCCAUGGGGAGCAGACGGAGGGACGCGGGGCCCCCAGCAGCACCCAGAGGGCCCAGGGCCUGCUGCAGCAGCGGAGGUCUCGCCCCCUAUCUCAGGCCCCUCAGGGUCCCCCCGCAGCAGGAGAAAACAAAGCUGGUUCUGGACGUCAGGCUAAGGACGUAUCCACACUGACAGACAUCUCCCACAACCUGAACCUGCCGGAGGUGGAGCUGGUGAGUCUGCUGACGGAGGAUCUGCCGCGCUACACGCUGCGGGCCGACUGCGUCUUCGGCUACGACCACGACGACUGGCUGCGCACCCCCAUCCUGCCACCAGGGGCCGACCUCGGCCUGUCGCCGGAGCUCAUCGAGGAGACGCUCAAGUACUUCUUGCUUUGCUCAGAGAGAGUGGGCCAAGUCACCAAGACAUACCAUGACAUCGAGGCUGUCACUCAUCUACUGGAGGAGAAAGAGCGGGACCUGGAGUUGGCAGCACGGAUUGGCCAAUCGCUUCUCAAGCAGAACAGGGAGCUGACAGAACGCAACGAGCUAUUGGACGAGCAGCUGGAGAUAGCCAAAGAAGAGAUUGCUCAGCUGCGCCAUGAGCUCUCCAUGAGGGAUGAUCUGCUUCAUUUCUAUGCCAGCACUGAGGAACUGGAGAUGGCCACAGAGGGACGCACGACGGUGAAGAGGAAUGAGUCGAGCUCGUCUCUGACUAACCUCAUCCAGUACGACUUCCUGCAGCAGAAACUCAAGAGCCUCGAGGAGGAGAACCACCAACUGCGCUCUGAGGCUUAUGAUCUGACGUCGGAGACCACGGACUAUGAGGAGCGGGAACAGCAGCUGAUGAUGGGAUGUGUGGACGAGCUGUCCUCGGCUAAUAAGCGUGCGGUGGAGUUGUCUGAUGAGUUGGCCCGUAAGGUGGAGGACUCGCUCCGGCAGCAGGAGGAGAUCAGCGGCCUCCUGGGACAGAUAGUGGACCUGCAGCAGAAAUGCAAAACACUCACCAAUGACAAUGAAGAACUCAACCAGCAGUUGAACACCUCCCGUGAUGGCCAGACCCAGCUCAGGUCAGAGCUGCGGGACAUGCAGGAGAAGUACUCGGAGUGCGAGGACAUGUUGCGUGAGGCGCGUGAGGUCAACAAGAACCUGCGCAACAAGAACGCCCCCAACAGCACGGUGCAGCGCUUCAGCGCCCUGGAGACCGUCAUCCCCAUGGACUCGCUGGCCGCCGAGAUAGAGGGCACCUUCCGCAAGGGCAUCGACAGCCCGGCGCCAUCGGAGUACAAGAACCACCCGUUGCGCGUGUUCGAGACGGUGAAGGUGGCCAACCAGGUGGCUCGGCUGCGUUCGCGCUGCGCCUCCCCCGGGGUGCCGGGCUCCAGCCCCGUGUCCAUGUCCGGCCGCUCCAGCCUCACCAGCACCCCCCGCACCAGUUACUAUGGCAGCGACGCCGCCAGCCUGCAGUACGACGACAAGGGCUCCACCGCCGCCAGCAACGGCCACAGCGACGAACACGGUCGGCGCAUGAUUGGCCAGCCCGGCACGCCGGGAGGCCACGACCUGGAGGCAGCCCUGCGCAACCUGUCGGCGCGGCAACAGAGCCACGUGUCGGAGCGGCCCUUCUUCGAGGUGGAGCGCGAGCGCAAGCUGCGCAUGCUGGCGUGGCACCAGAGCGGCGAGGGGGCCGACGGCUGCGAUGGCAUCUUGGGAGGCGUCGGCGAAGGCGGGGGGGAGGAAGUGGAGUCGUCCAGCGGCUUCCUGACGCCCUCCUCCUCCACGGGCACCAACUACUCGGGCAGCUCGCGCCACUCGGCCGGCUCCGGACUCUCCACCUCCUCGCGCUCCUGCCUGCCCGACCGCCUGCAGAUCGUCAAGCCACUGGAGGGCUCGGUGACAUUACACCACUGGCAGCAGCUGGCCAGGCCCAACCUGGGGGGCAUCCUGCACCCGCGGCCGGGCGUGCUGACCAAAGACUUCCGCACGCUGGACAUCGACCUGCAGCACGUCUACAGCCUCAACGACCUGGAGGAGGACGAGGAGGACUGCAGCGCGCUGGCACGGCUCUCCGCCAGCCAACGCCACCACGGCAGCAUGGCCCAUCAUCCUCCUCCAUCCGGCCCCAACCACCAUCUCCCACAGACCUCCCCCACCUUCUCCGUCACCAACUGCCGGGUCCUACACCACCACCCCUCCUUAUUCAUUCCCACCCUCUCCAGCAGCCUUUCCGCUCACAGCCUGUCCGCUUGUGGGAGCUGUGAGCAUGUGACCGGCGACCAGCCUCCCUUUCCGCCACAGCCAGCGCUCGGAGUCGCACCCCACCUCCAGUCGCCUCUCUCCACCAUCCACCCCUCCUCGGUCUCCCCGAGCAACACCACCAUCACCACCAUCUCCACCACCACCCCAGACACCCAACACCUGGGCUUGCUGGGCCUUCUCCAGAAGGAGGGCAUUUCAGCAGGGACCUACCCAUACGGACAACACCAUGGAGGAGGACCCAGCCCACUGCCGCCACCCUCCAACCCACUCACCGGGAAGGUUGCCAGGAGGUUCUCCCUCAGCGGUGCCAGUAUUGGUGGUGGUGGUGGGGCCGAGGGAACAGAGGGGCUGUUGGCCAAGGUAGGGGGGGAGAGAAGCCUGGCUGCUGAGAGGAAGGUGUUCAGCCUGAACCUGGUGGAGAAGCUCCUGAGUCUGGGCCUGCACAGCAUCGCGGCUCGAGGGAUGGUGGACUCCUCUGGAGCGGAGAGGAGGUUGGGGGCGGGGACGGGCAGGGAUUGGCGUUGGUCGGGCAGCAUGAGGACAUUCAUUCCCUAAGUCCUGGGACCUGCCCAACACCGCUGAUCAAGGGAUGCUGGAGGGACUCGGGAGUGGAGGAAUAGAGCUCAGAGACAGGGACGAGGAAUGGUAGAAGGAGCAGAAACUGGCCUUCAGCUGGUUGGGCAGACUGAGGAUUUUCACCCCCUGAUGAUGAUUAUAGCCUACCUGAACUACUCCACCAAACAUCCCCCUCAGUAGCGUACUCAAGCUGCCCCCCAGCCCCACUGACAUUUACACUGGUGAUUUCUGAUUCAUCUGUACACCUCACUUUUUAAAAAAGCAAGUGAAGAAACGGAUUGCCUUGAGAAAUACAGAGUUUAGGCUUUGAUAAUGACAAUUGUUUGAUUGAUGUUUCAAAUCCAGGACUUUUCCUGGAAAUGUUAAUGUAGACUUGGUUAAAGGCAAUUGUAUAUUUAAAAGUGAAUUUUGUGCCUACUGCUAUCUGUUUUUUCAGAGCAACCGGUCUCCAUCUUGUUUUUUUUGUUUGUUUUUUUUAAAGUGAGGUCUGCCUAUUAGAAUUCACUGUGUUACCAUGACCACAAACUCCCAAUCAUCUGUCAUCAGACAAGCCUUCUGGGAACGUUCACAAAGCCAUAAUAAUAACUGUAGCAGUAGCCGAUCCACCAUUUUCUCUGAUGAUGUUUUUUUGUCUAACAAAAUAAAAACACUGUAUGUAGAUUAGAUGGUGUUGAGUGCCAUUGCGAUGAUUAAGGCUUGGACAGCUUUUGACAACAGAUUUAUCUGGCUUAUUUUCUUGGCCAACAAUGCUGUCCAGGUUCUCUUCAGUGUAAUCAAAAAAACUAAAACUAAAAAGAACAAAAAAAAGAAAAAAACAAACAAAAAAACAUUUUUACCAUUAUAUUUCUGGUGUUUUAUGACAACACUACGAAAGGGAUUAGCACUUUCUUUGUCUGUAUUUAAAGAACCAUCGAGCGUGUUGUAAAUUCAUAUUAUGUGAACAUGGACAUCAAUUGUAGAUACGUUGUUUGCUGAAUCUACAUGCUUUCAUUGUUUCCUGUACCACUUGUUGGGUCUCAUGAAAAAAGUUUCUUUUUUGCAUGCAUGUAGAAAACGGGUGCUAUCAACUUGUCUAGAUAGCAAUAUGUACUCUCUCCAUAAUGCUGUACAUUGUGUGUGAACAAGGCAGCAGUACAUACAAUAGUUCUCCAUUGGAUCACAAAAUAAUAUUCUUCACUCAAGACAGCCAUCAGUAAGAACACGAUAUUGAAACAUAUAGGUUUCAACACACACACAUACAACUUGCUGUCAAUGUAUUCAAUACUGUUGUGUGUACAACUGAAGACCUUGAAAUUCUAGAGCUUUCUCUGACUGAUCAUAUUGUAUAUCACAUCACUUGAAACACUUCUUUCACUCAUCACUGUAGAAAAAUAUGGCCCAAGAAUGUAGUUAUUCUUGAACACCACUCCCUGCAUGGUGAAACACUGGACUCCAGGCACUAGUACCCACAAGAUGCAUGGACGCUUACUACUUACACAAGCACAGCAACUGUACGCACACACACCAACUUUUGUGUACACAUUGUCCAACAGACACAACAGACGCCCUCCAUUCAGCGCACACCAAAUAUAACAACAAUGAAAUGCACAUGUUUUUUUCUUCUCUCACACCAUGGGAACUGUUUGAGAGAUUACGAGUAGAGGUACAGGCAACAACAACAAAAAACGCUGGGAGGGAAGUCUUGUGAGGUCUGUAUUUUGGGAGGGCAUGUACACUGCAGCACUACGCUCUUGGGUUGUUUAUUCUUCCCCACACUUCAGAAUGCAUACAGGAAACGAGAACACCUUGACUACUGUCUCUGGCGUAACGCAAGUACUUCAGGCCCCCCUGCAAGCUACCAAGAAUGGGCCCCCGGAAUGAAAAAAGCGGGCUUAAUAUCAUGUGCAGGGGGCCCGUUUCUUCAAGUCAAGGGCCCUUGCGGCCCCCCCGCCUCGUAUGGGCCCCCCUGCCUCGUGGGGGCUGCGGGGGUAUACUUUACACCCCUGACUACUGUUGACUGCUGACUACUGAUUUCACCUGCAUUUCCAAAGCUGUUUUUUUUUUUACUUGAUCAAAGCAACUUUGUACGUACUACGUAUAUCACCAGCUGUGAAUUGUAUCACAGUGGGUUUCUUCUUGUCAUCCCAAUGCAUGGUUUGAACUUUGAAGCUGAGAUGAGAACACCACAAAAUACACGUGGACUGAAGGACCUACAGUAAGACAAUGGCUACGCUUACAUGGGACAUUUAAAUUCCGAGUUAACUCACUUUAAUUCUGAAUAAAGCUUAAUUCCGCUUUGAAAAUGUCAUGUUAACACCUCACAAUUUGGAAUGAACUGAAAGAUCAAAGCAAACCAGAGGGAACUGAAUUAUUAAUUUGGAAUUAAAAACGUCAUGUAAACGUAGCCAUCCAUUAGCCAUGCAUGCUUGCUUAAAAAAACAAUGCUCAGGCAACUUGAUCAUUGUGAAACAAUCAGUAGUUUAGAAAAAAAUAUCUAGGAUGUGCUGAUCAUAAGAAGGGAACAAGUUGAAAUUAAAUUGCAGUCUUCCAUGUGACGAAUACAGUAGAUGACAACUGUUGUGGUAUUGUAGGGUUAGAUACUACAUGCUGAAUCGUACUCUUGUGUACUCUGUUUCCAGUGUCACUCAAGUGUAAUCUGUGAGUAUUUAAAAGUGUGCACUCUGUAUAAAUUAUAUUUGUGAAUAAAUGCUCAACUGACUUUCCAAUGG
This is a messenger RNA of Engraulis encrasicolus (European anchovy), 5834 nucleotides long. RefSeq names its product huntingtin associated protein 1 (gene hap1). The transcript has 15 exons. The record is from RefSeq and is a predicted model, not a curated record. Gene Ontology annotation, cellular component: mitochondrion; dendrite; cytoplasmic vesicle. Lineage: Eukaryota; Metazoa; Chordata; Actinopteri; Clupeiformes; Engraulidae. Gene Ontology annotation, biological process: anterograde axonal transport of mitochondrion; vesicle transport along microtubule; neurogenesis. Gene Ontology annotation, molecular function: myosin binding; signaling receptor binding. The annotation marks the transcript as partial.